AUUUUGCAUCUCAACGCUACUCUAAAUUGCUAACAUGGUACAGCGUUUCUGUGCAUAACACUAAGUUUAAUAAACGUUUACUUUACAUCUAUUAUUUAAUCUUAUGUAUAGAGACUUUUUUAGUUUCGGCAGAAAACCAGAAUGGGAGAUGAAACAAUGAAUAAUUUUUGUUUGUUUGUUUGGCUCAUUGACCCGACGUCUUCGUUCCGUCAUAUCCGCCACAUGAAAUUAAAAAAAAAAUGUGUCAGUCACUGCACUAGUGACUUAGCUAUAGUCAGGCCGCGACAAUUGGUCCGGGCGUGUUAGUUUAUAUUAUAAGAAAGCUUAUAAGAGAGAAGAUGUACCGAAGGACUGGCAAUUGCAUCUGGCUACCUAACUCCACGCUGCUGGCGCUGAUCACGGACAACAUUGGUGACAAGACUCGAAGAUACACAGGCCAGUUUACGUUCUGUGGCUGGGGUGGGGAGAUUCCGCCAUAACAGGGCACCAGGCUGAGCAUCUUAAAAGCAGAAUUGAAAGGUUGAAAGCAAAGGUUGAUGCGGUCAGCCUUAAUGUGGCCCGAGCUGCUGGGACCCUGAACAACAUGGCGGACACAGGGCUUCCUAAACCCCUGGUUGUUCCAGCACUCCUUCCGACAUCCAGUACAACGCCAGCGCCAGGACCGUGCCAGGUUGGAGACGGGGCAUCCUACCGAGGAACAGUCUCUGUGACCCAAACAGGCAAGACGUGUCAGCGCUGGGACAGUCAGACACCACAUUGGUCCUACAACACACCUGAAAAUCACCCGUCAUCCGGACUGGUGGAGAACUACUGCCGGAAUCCGGACGGCGAUCUUCGAGUUUGGUGCUACACAACGGAUCCCGAUGAGAGAUGGGACUAUUGUGACGUGCCAGUCUGUAAACCAUGCCAGGUUGGAGACGGGGCGUCCUACCGAGGAACAGUCGCUGUGACCCAAACAGGCAAGACGUGUCAGCGCUGGGACAGUCAGACACCACAUUGGUCCUACAACACACCUGAAAAUCACCCGUCAUCCGGACUGGUGGAGAACUACUGCCGGAAUCCGGACGGCGAUCUCCGAGUUUGGUGCUACACCACGGACCCCGAUGAGAGAUGGGACUAUUGUGACGUGCCAGUCUGUGGUAUGCCCUGAAUCUGUAAACUGAUGUGUUAGCCAAUGUUUCAUUCUUCUUUGUGAAUCGUUUCCAUUUAUCUACAUGUGUUACUACAUAGGUUUAUUUACACCCAAGCGUGAAGAUACAUAGAGACAUAUAAGUGUAUUCUCACAUGUUUACUAUUCAUCAACCUCGUUUCAUAUGGAUAUGGUCACUACAUUACUCAUAACAAUGGCAUGGUGAUUGUACUGCCUUUCAGACUAUUCAUGUACAGUUGCCAUGAAAGUCAGCGUUCCUGUUACUUUGUUGUACAGGUCAUUAAGCUGCACGUUCAGUAAGAUAUAUUAUCUCUAUCAUCUAGGAAGAUAGUAUUAGGUAUUCCUCACGCUUUCUGAUGGCUGAGAUUAUUAGUAAUGACCAAGAAUAUAACAAUAAGUUCAAUGAUAAUGAUAUUUUACGAUAACCUCUGCCAAGAUGGUUCUGUUUGAUAGAUAUUUGUUUCUUGGUUUGCUAUUUUAAUCAUAACUGACCUAGCAAAGGGAUCAAAGUCUCAUAUACACUUUUUCUUAGUUCACGAUUCUCUAGUACUACUAUAUCGUCUGGAAAGUUUGGUCUCUUUCACCAAUGUAUGAUCAGGGCACUUAUAUGUAUAAUGUACAAAUAUGAUAAUCAAUUAACCAAGUGUACCAUUUUUUUUAAAUAUCAAGACAAAAAGCAUGGUAUUUUAAGGCAUCUAAGUAACAUUGCCUAUUCUCCAAGCAGAGGUUGAGUCGGAGAUAUAAAUAGUAGUAGUCAGGCUUUUUACCGGCUCGCUCCUCGCGCCCAAUCAAAAUUGUUCACACGUAUAUUCCGCUGUGAUUUCCAUACCAUGUAUGUGAACUAUUUCAUGUGACUAACAAGUAAAGGCUAAUGUGAAAAUGGUUUCUUUUUUUCAAAAUGCAAAAAUGUUACUUUGCAUUCUGUAAAAUAAGGGAAACCAUUUUCACAAUAGCCGCUUCUUGUUAGUCACAUGCAAUAUUUCAUAUACACUGACCGUGGGUUUGUAGAAAAACGUAUUCCUCUUUCCAGUCAUUUGACACCUAGUUUUGCACAGAUGACCGUAGAUGACCCUACCGUGGGAACUGACGGAGAAAACAAAUUAUGUACCCUUUAGCCACCAUUUUAUUAGCAGAAAAAGCUACUCCACUGGCCAAAGAGGGGUGCAAGGUUAUGUAAACAUGGCUGCGAAAUGAAAUACCUCGACCUUCUUCAAAUUAGGGAUGAAAGUUCUUUACAAUUACAUAUUCUCAUAAUGACGUAUAUGCAAAUGUAACUUUAAGCCUAUAACUUGUUUAAGUGUGAAUGAUGUCAAACCGAUUGCUUAACUUAGUUUACACUUUUUAACCGCUCAACCCAAGGUUAACAAACAAUGCACAGAUUAUUUAGUUAUCGUUCAGAAUGUAAUGAGAUAACUAGUGCUUUUACCUGUUGGUAGAUUUUUUUUAAGAACAACAACUUCAGAUUUGCGCUUUUACGAACCAGAGAACUUCUUGCAUGCCGCAGUUGACGUAAGCCUCAAGAGGUCCCUUAUCAGAAAACGUCUUGAAAAAAUAAGAGCAAAGUGAAGUACUACAGAUAAUCAAGGAUGGGAGUCCUUUCUUCAUUGUCUUGGAAGCCUUGUCUCUAUCACGUAUGAUGAAUAAUGAUGACACGUGUAUGUGUAAUAUAAUAGUAUGACAUUAGUUGUUUAUUUGAAGCAUAAAACACGGGUAGCAAUGCGGCUAUCAUUCAUCUAAUUUGUACAAUUUUCAAGUUUUCCACGUGGUACGCAACAUUGCAAAUAUAAGCUCUUAUAUAUUUUAUAUGAUUUUCAUGUUAUCGAUGUGAAAUGUGACUUAUACACAAGUGAAGAGCAAUGUGAGAAAGGUUCUCUUUGUUAAUUAAAAAUACAGACUAAUAUUCAUGUGCCAUUUGUAUACACAACAAGAGCUUUGAAAGCUAUGUCCCGUAUUUUUUUUUUUACUUAGAGUUCACCGCAAAACGAGGCUCGCGGAACCACUCAAGCGUUUUGGGUUACAAUACUGUAUUAUGAAGAAAGAUGUGUGUUAACCCUUGACUUAAAAAGUUUCAGAUUGUACACCAUGGGGAAGCAAGAACGUGGAAGCUUAUUUCAUAGCGAUGUUGUUCUAGGAAAAAAAACUCUGAGCGUGGAACUUCCUCCUUUAUCUGCUACUUAAAGGAUCGGCUUUACUGACAUCUGAUAUAAAUUCCCAAAUUCUCUCCAUAACUCAAUCAUGUUUAUCCGAAACAAAACGAUUUUAAAAUUGCUUUUUGACUAUCCUUAUCAUUUACUAUUGGUAACGUUAACAUAAGUUUAUCCGUCCGUUUCUUUUUAGAAUUAGGCGUUCCCGUACCCGUUGUGUUGUUAUUUUGUCUAGUGGUGUCUUUGAUAUAAGCCUGUGUGCUUGAGUGGGGGCACCACUAUGUUUGUACUGUAUUAA
Branchiostoma floridae (Florida lancelet) is the source of this 3592-nucleotide messenger RNA. Its product is annotated as plasminogen-like. The transcript is spliced from 5 exons. Gene Ontology annotation, molecular function: signaling receptor binding; endopeptidase activity. The coding region runs from base 584 to 1150 and encodes 188 amino acids. The record is from RefSeq and is a predicted model, not a curated record. Lineage: Eukaryota; Metazoa; Chordata; Leptocardii; Amphioxiformes; Branchiostomatidae.